This is a messenger RNA of Odocoileus virginianus texanus, 1207 nucleotides long. It is a transcript of the gene SERTAD1, whose product is annotated as SERTA domain containing 1. Lineage: Eukaryota; Metazoa; Chordata; Mammalia; Artiodactyla; Cervidae. Gene Ontology annotation, cellular component: nucleus. The record is from RefSeq and is a predicted model, not a curated record. Gene Ontology annotation, molecular function: transcription regulator activity.
CCGGGAGUCGUGAGCUGGAGUCAGAACUGCGUCUCUCAACCCAGGCGCCGGUUGCUGAAGGAGAGCGGGCGAGCAAUGCUGCCGCCACCCCUUCCUGAUUGGCUGCGGGUGGCUCCCUCUUCUUUCUGAUUGGCAGCUGGUGAACUAGAUGAUGCUGAGCAAGGGCCUGAAGCGAAAGCGGGAGGAGGAGGAGGAGGAGGAGAAGGAAACCCUGGCGGUGGACGCCUGGUGGCUGGAUCCCAGCCACUCGGCAGUAGCUCAGGCGCCCCCGGCUGUGGCCUCCAGCUCUCUCUUUGACCUCUCGGUGCUCAAGCUCCACCACAGCCUGCGGCAGAGUGAGCCGGACCUGCGGCACCUGGUGCUGGUAGUGAACACGCUGCGGCGAAUCCAGGCAUCCAUGGCACCCGCAGCUGCCCUGCCACCUGUGCCCACCCCGCCUACAGCCCCCAGUGUGGCUGACAACCUGCUGGCCAGCUCUGAUGCUGCCCUCUCAGCCUCCAUGGCCAGCCUCCUGGAGGACCUCAGCCAUAUUGAGGGCCUGAGCCAGGCCCCACAGCCCCUGGUAGAUGAGGGGCCACUAGGCCGCCCCGCCGGCGGAGCCUCACCCAGCCUGGGCGCCUUGGACCUGCUGGGCCCAGCCACUGGCUGUCUGCUGGACGAUGGGCUCGAGGGCCUGUUUGAGGACAUUGACACAUCCAUGUAUGACAGUGAACUCUGGACACCAGUCUCUGAGAGCCACAAAUCCAGCCCUGAAGAUGGACCAGGCAAGGAGGUAGGUCCAGAUCUGGACGAGGCCGAGCUGGACUACCUCAUGGACGUGCUGGUGGGCACACAGGCACUGGAGCGACCCCCGGGGCCGGGGCGUUGACCCCUCUGGGCUGAGAUGUUGAUCUAAUGUCCAAACUGAGCCUGCUGGCUGGACCAACUCUCCUUGGAAAGACACAGCUGGCUUCCCUCGAGAGGGCCUUUGGAGAGAAAGAAUCCAGUCCUGGGCAACUUCACCUCCAUCCUCUUGUCUCUGACUGAUGGGGAGGGGAGUCUGGGAUUGGCCCUUGUGAUGAAAUGACAGGGCCUUGGUUGCUGGAAUGUGAUUGGACUAGGUCCUGUGCUGAAUCCCCAGAGGCACAGCCUGGGAUACAUUUGCGUCGAUGUGGGAAGAGACCCCAACCUGUUUUUUGAAAUUAAAGCCAGUCCUGGAAAGUCUGAA